AUGGCCCAUAUCAGAUGGACUCAAAACGUAAGUAAAGUAAGCGCUCUGCCCGUCUGCCGGACGGCCGGCCCCUUCCUCCAAUUCAGCUCUGCUUUCAGCUUCGACGAAGGCUCUGUCUGUGCCUCUGCUUCCUCUACAAAAUCCGGCGACCUGCAAAAGGCUACAGCGCCGUCUCCAGCCGACGAGGAAAACCAGGAAGGCGGGAUCAAGGAGCGGCCAGGUUGGCGGCUAGGCGACGGGCCGAGCAGAAGUUUCUCCGCCCCGUUUGUCGAGAAUCGGCUGAGCGGCGAAAUCCCCCAAAUAUCUCCUCAAUCGACAGCUAUUAGGAAGUUUGAAAGAUUGACUAGCACAACUUAA
This is a messenger RNA of Linum trigynum, 357 nucleotides long. The record is from the annotation of a GenBank genome assembly. NCBI's taxonomy places the organism in Eukaryota, Viridiplantae, Streptophyta, Magnoliopsida, Malpighiales, Linaceae.